GCGAGAGAGAGAUGGAGGCGGGGGGGAAAAAAGUCUCGCGGCUCUGCGGGGACUGGAGGAGCCUCGUGCCCUGGACCGGCGGCGCGCGGCUGGCCAACGUUCAACCCUCCCCUCGUUCCACACAAGCAGUUUCCAACCACGCGCGCGCUGCGACAGGUCGAACUCGCCGCCUGUUCUUCUUCUUCUUCACAACAAACAACCGCCGGGUUAAAAACUGAUUUCCUGAGAGGUGAAAUUUGAGAAUGAAUGGAGGCAUGGAUUCCACCAGCAAAGAGUCAGCUGCAGUUUGGGCCCAGGAUGAUUUACUGAAACUUCUGGAUGCCAUGAAAGUGAAUCUUCCCGAGAAAGACCUGACCAAGUACAAGACGACUGAAGCUCAUCUGGACUGGGGGAAGGUUGCUUUUAACACGUACUCAGCAGAGAUGUGCAAACAGAAAUGGCUUGAAGUCUCCAGAGAGAUUCGUAAAUUCCGAACACUGACGGAGUUAAUUGUCGAUGCCCAAGACUACAUCAAGAAUCCCUACAAAGGCAAAAAACUGAAGAAACACCCAGACUUCCCCAAGAAGCCACUGACCCCAUACUUUCGCUUCUUUAUGGAAAAGAGAGCAAAGUAUGCUAAACUUCACCCGGAGAUGAGCAAUCUGGACCUGACAAAGAUCCUUUCCAAAAAGUACAAGGAGCUGCCUGAACGUAAAAAGGAGAAAUACGUUAAUGAUUUUCUCAAAGAAAAGGAAGCUUUUGAGCUUAACAUGUUAAAGUUCAAGGAGCAGCAUCCAGACCUGCUGGAGAAUACAGGCAAGAAAGCGUCCAAUGUACCAGAGAAACCUAUGACUCCACAACAAUUGUGGUACAACCAUGAGAAAAGAGCUUACCUCAAAAUUCACCCUGAGGCCACCACCAAAGACAUUAAAGACAGUCUGGGGAAGAAGUGGACACAGCUUCCAGAUAAAAAGAGACUGAAGUGGAUCACCAAAUCUCUGGAGCAACAUAAACAGUAUGAGGAGAUUAUGCGGGAGUUCAUUCAGCAACACCCACAGCUGAACCUGACCGAAGAUGAUAUUGUCAAGACCACUUUGACCAAAGCAGAAAGACAGCUGAAGGACAGGUCUGAUGGGCGACCAGGGAAACCGCCAUCGAAUGGUUACUCAAUGUUCUGUGCUGAGCUUAUGUCUGGCAUGAAAGAUGUUCCAAGCACCGAGCGCAUGGUCAUGUGCAGCCAGCGCUGGAAACUGCUCAAACAGGGCGAGAAAGACGCGUAUCAGAAACGCUGUGAGCAGAAAAAGAAAGAAUAUGAAGUUGAGAUGAACCGAUUCCUGUGUAGCAUUUCAGAGGAAGAACAGCAGAGAAUUUUGGCAGAGCAGAAGAUGGUCGGAUUUAAAAAGACUACUGGUGGCGCUAGCCCUGGUCCCAAAAAGAGCUCUAAAGCAAAGAGUAGCCCUGUUAAGCCAAAGCGACCAAUCUCUGCCAUGUUCAUAUUUGCUGAGGAAAAGAGGCCGAAACUUCAGCAAGAGAGGCCUGACUUGUCUGAUAGUGAACUCACCAGACUUCUGGCCCGCAUGUGGAAUGACCUCUCGGACAAGAAAAAGGAAAAAUACAAGAACUUGGAGGCAGUGCUGAAGGCAGAGUCAGAGAAACGAGGGAAAGAGGAGCAAAGCAAGCUGCCGGACCCACCCAAGACCGCACAGGAAAUUUGGCAGCACAGCGUUAUUGGUGAUUACUUGGCCAGAUUUAAGAAUGACCGACCAAAGGCACAAAAAGCCAUGGAGGCCACGUGGAACACCAUGGAGAAAAAGGAGAAAAUCAUGUGGAUCAAAAAGGCUGCAGAGGACCAGAAGAGAUAUGAGAGAGAGCUGAGUGAGAUGCGCUCUCCUGCUGGGGUGGUUGCGUCAGGGAAGAAGAUGAAAUUUGAAGGAGAGCCCAAAAAGCCACCAUCAAAUGGCUAUCAGAAGUUUUCUCAGGAAAUGCUGUCUAACGGGGAGCUGAACCACCUGCCCAUGAAAGAGCGUAUGACUGAAAUCGGUGGCCGCUGGCAGAGCCUCCCGCAGAAGGAGAAAGACCGCUACAAGAAAAUUGCAGAGGAGAAACAGAAGCAAUACAAAGUGCAGCUUGAACAGUGGCUUGCGAGCUUAUCAUCUCAAGAGAGAGCUGCAUAUAAGGAAUACAAUUCUUUGAAAAGGAGAAGCACAAGUAAACCGGGUGGUACCAGUGCUAAACAGAAAGCCAAGGCCAAGACCUCAGAUGAAGAAGAUGAUGAUGAUGAUGACGAUGAUGAAGAGGAGGAUGAGAAGGAGUCUGAUGAGGAAUCAUCCAGUGCAGAGGAGAGUGAAGAAGGGGAUGAUGAUGAUGAGGAGGAUGAUGAGGAUAAUGAGGACGAGGAUGAAGAGGCAGAAGAUAAGGAGAAUAAAUCCGAGAGCAGCAGCAGUGCGUCCAGCUCAGAGGAUUCCUCUGACUCUGACUCUGAGUGAGGGGCAGCUGGAGCAGAGUGAGCCCACAGACUGCCACAGACCCUGUGAACUGAGCCAUGAGGCAGAGCCUUGGGGCUGCAGUGCACUCCUCCAGCCACCAGGCGGAGCGCUUUCCACUGCACCACCACGUCCAUUCGCAUCUCUCGCACACCUUCCUUUGCGUUAGCCUUCCCCCCCCUUACUCCUUUCAUCCUGCCUGGCUGAGCUUGCCUGAUGAGUUUACUGAGCACUGAGAGGACUCUUAAAUUCCCCAUGAGUAACACACAUCUGUAACUUUAGCAGAGAUUAAAGGAUCCCAUGAGCGAUUUUAAAAUCUAUGGGAAAUUUUAAAUAUUAUUUUCAUACCAUCAAACUUCGUGGCGUUGUUUGAAUGAAAGGCUUGGGUUCUUUUCCAGUCCUUUUAGGGGGAACGAAGGACCCGUGAGCCAAAGAAUCUUGUAGCUCUGUGGGGUUUCUUUGAGGAGGUGAAGCGAACCAAAUGAUUCUCCUGUCUCCUCCUCCUCGAUUCUAAUCCACAUCUUCAUCACCUUUCCAGUUUUUUCCCCCUUUUCACCCUGUCCUGCUAUAGUGGUGUAAUUUUGUUCUUUGGUUCAUGAUGUGGUAACUUCAGGAACAAUUUUUUUGUGUGUGUGUGUGUCAUGUAGAAUGCGUGUAAAUAAGCCUCCAUCUCCUGUACUUGUUAGGUGUUGGAGCUUGGAGCUGCUCCAUCCAUGUUUUUCUUUUUCCUCUUCCUUUGUAUAAAUGGCAGCGAUUCCUUGUUUUGUGUUGGAUUUUAACAUUUCUCAAAUGUUUGCUUUAAAUUUAAAGCAGACAUUUUCUGAGUCUUUAUAAUAAAAAAGCAAAAAAAAAAAAUUCCCCAGAUGUGGUGUCCAUUUUGAGAGGAAUCUCCUCCCCAAAACCCUGUGUGCAACAGAUUAUUAGUUAGAAUUAUAACUGGGGUUGGUCUGAGGUUCUGUUUUUCUUUUUCGCCUUUUUUAUUUAAAUUUAACGUGGCUUUGCAGGGCUACUCAUUUCCUUUUAAAAAUGGUUUGUUUUAAAUAUUGGUUUAUUUUUAAACAUCUAGUAUGUAUAAUUUUCCCCCCCUUGCGCUUAUCCCGAACAGGCUCACAGCUGACUGUCCUCUGUGUUCCUGUUGCCCCAUUUCCUUUCACCCCUCUGUAUUUUUAGUCACUGACGUAUUCCGAUACGCACCAGCUCAAGGAAUGUAAACAAAUGUUUUACUUAACAUAAAGGAAUUCUCCUCUGUUAUGUAUAUAUGAACAGUUUGGGGUGGCUGUCUCUCCCCUGCCCCCAUCUGUUGUGCCCUGUGUCUUUUGGGGGGGGGGGAUCAUUGCAUAAAAAUUUUUAAAGAGUUUGCUAGGUUGAGCUAUGUGUGCUGAUCACUGGUGUCUGUCACUUUUUGUUUUAUGCUCCAUCAUGAUGUUAGGAGACCCAGAGAUGUUACAUCGGUUCCACUUUGAAUGAACAAGACAUGAUGAUGAUGUGUGUCCUGUAUAUCCCACUGAAUGACCUGCUUAUUUAUAUUUGUUGAGGAGCAUAACAGCUUCAGAACCCAUUGUAGAUUUGGCAAUAGUACUAGAAGUGAUGAGCUCAGUGCAGAUGGAUGUGGUUCACUGCUGUUGUAUGGUAAUUGUAAAUACGAAUUUUUUUUUUUUUUAAUUUGUAUUGAAUGAACAUCUGGUUUAAUUUGUAUUUUCAUUUGACCAAGCUUCCCUGGGUGGUACCGACAGCAGCCACUGGUCUGGAUUAGUUUGUCAUUUGCUCUGAGGAGGGAAAAUUUUAAAUUUGUUUUUAUACCCCUCAGCUAUUUGUUUAUUUGUAGAAAUGGCAAAAGAAAUUUGUACUGCUAAUUUGGAACAUUUGGAUGUUUUCUAUAGUCAGAGGUGUUGUUAUAUUCCUGGAAUAUACCAUUUGAACAAAUAAACAUGUCUUUAGCAA
Messenger RNA from Neoarius graeffei (lesser salmon catfish), 4403 nucleotides. RefSeq names its product upstream binding transcription factor (gene ubtf). The record is from RefSeq and is a predicted model, not a curated record. The transcript has 21 exons. Bases 243 to 2465 code for a protein of 740 amino acids. Lineage: Eukaryota; Metazoa; Chordata; Actinopteri; Siluriformes; Ariidae.